Messenger RNA from Arachis duranensis, 801 nucleotides. RefSeq lists its product as uncharacterized. The transcript has 3 exons. Lineage: Eukaryota; Viridiplantae; Streptophyta; Magnoliopsida; Fabales; Fabaceae. The record is from RefSeq and is a predicted model, not a curated record. The coding region runs from base 1 to 801 and encodes 266 amino acids.
AUGAGGAAGAAAGUUGUUCAUCAAAAACCUCCACGAGAAAAGCUUCUCAUAUUCCCUUCGAAGCCAAAACCUUCUACUCGCUCCAGAGAUCAAACGUUCACACCCUCACUUUCUCCUCCUACAUCUCCUCCUCACACUAACCCUAUGGCGCGGACCAAGACCACACCAAGAUAUCCUUCCCCUACCAAGCCGACGCCACCACCAAAGGAGCCUCCUUCAAAAUCCAGUUCUUCGAAACCCAGUUCUUCAAAAGGCAAAGGCCCUGUUGCUGCUAAAGAACCUGUCCCUGAGUCAACUCAACCUAAGCCUAGGUCUGUUCCUACUCAUCCUCAAAGAGGUCAACCAUGUAUCUCUCUUAAAUCUGUCGAGGAACCUGAUAUUGAUCCCUUUGUCAAGGGCCGAGACAUUGUGUUAAACAAUGAAACUAUCAGUGAUUCCUUGAAAUACACUGAUGUUGGGGCGUGUGCCUAUGCAUCGGUGAUUGAUGAUGAUGAUGAAUCUGUUCCUGAGGAUUCUCCUCCUCCUUCUACAGAGGGUACCUCAGUCUCAACUAGACAAAAUUCUACUUUAUUUGGGGUUGUUAAGAACGUGAUACAAGAAUUUUUCUCCCAGUCAAAUCAUAUGAUUGUUAUGAGCAAAGAACACAGGAAGCUAGCAAGCAAGUAUGAGAACUUUCUCAGAAAAUCAAGAGAAAGAGUGGCUAUUUUCAUGAAGUUCAUUGAUAAUCUCCAAGCGGAUGAAAAUGCUGUCACUGAUACUGAAGAAGAAAAUAGUUCAGAGGAGGAUGGUUCAGAUGUCUAG